AUGUCUUCUGCCCAGCAACGUCUGUCUCAGGUGGCUUCCCACUUCGGCCCUGGUGGCAAGAAGGGAGUCUCCGCCAUCACGGAGAAGCACCCCGAUGAUAUCGUCGUGACCUGCGCUCUGCGUACGGCUCUUACAAAGGGUGGAAAAGGUGGUUUCAAGGACACCGCUGCCGCUGACUUGCUGGCUGGUGUCUUCAAGGGAGUCAUCGACCGCAGCGGAAUCGACCCCAGCCAGGUCAACGACAUUGCUGUCGGCUCCGUCCUUGCCCCUGGUGGUGGUGCGACGGAAUUCCGUGCUGCCGCCCUGGUGGCGGGCUUCCCCGAGUCUACUGCCGUCAAGAGUUUGAACCGUCAGUGCUCUAGCGGUCUUCAGGCGAUCGUGGAUAUUGCCAAUGCCGUGAAAUCGGGCAUGAUCGAUGUUGGUAUUGGUGCUGGUGUCGAGAGCAUGUCGUCUCAAUACGGCCCCGGUGCCGUGACCGAGUUCUCCGAGCUUCUCGAGGCCCACCCCGAGUCGGCCAACUGCAAGGUUCCCAUGGGUGUUCUGUCCGAGCAGAUGGCUAAGGACCGCAACGUCACCCGUGCAGCCCAGGACUCCUUCGCUGCCUCCUCGUACCAGAAGGCCGUCAAGGCCCAGAAAGCCGGCCUCUUCAACGAGGAGAUCAUCCCUCUGGAAGUUAAGUGGACGGACCCCAAGUCCGGCGAGGAGAAGACCAUCACCGUCAAGGCCGACGACGGCAUCCGUGACGGCAUCACCCCCGAGUCGCUGGGCAAGAUCCGACCCGCAUUCGCCAAGGACGGAUCCAUCCACGCCGGAAACGCCUCCCAGAUCUCCGACGGUGCUGCCGCCGUGCUGCUGAUGAAGCGCUCCACGGCCGAGCGCCUGGGACAGAAGAUCAUCGGCAAGUACGUCGCUGCUAGCGUCGUCGGUGUUAAGCCCCUGCUCAUGGGUAUCGGCCCGUGGAAGGCCAUCCCCGUGGCCUUAGAGAAGGCCGGCAUCACCAAGGACGACGUGGACAUUUACGAGAUCAACGAGGCGUUCGCCUCGCAGUGCGUCUGGUGCAUCAACGAGCUGGGUCUGCCACAGGAGAAGAUCAACCCCAAGGGUGGUGCAAUUGCCUUCGGACACCCGCUCGGCUGCACGGGCUCGCGCCAGAUCAGCACGCUGCUGACGGAGCUGAAGCGGACGAACAAGAAGAUCGGCGUCAGCAGCAUGUGCGUGGGCACAGGUAUGGGUAUGGCGGCCGUUUGGGUUGCGGAGUAA
This is a messenger RNA of Aspergillus luchuensis, 1260 nucleotides long. RefSeq names its product 3-ketoacyl-coA thiolase peroxisomal A precursor (gene POT1). The transcript has 3 exons. The record is from RefSeq and is a predicted model, not a curated record. Gene Ontology annotation, cellular component: peroxisome. The coding region runs from base 1 to 1260 and encodes 419 amino acids. NCBI's taxonomy places the organism in Eukaryota, Fungi, Ascomycota, Eurotiomycetes, Eurotiales, Aspergillaceae. Gene Ontology annotation, biological process: phenylacetate catabolic process; fatty acid beta-oxidation. Gene Ontology annotation, molecular function: acetyl-CoA C-acyltransferase activity.